Nannizzia gypsea CBS 118893 is the source of this 1374-nucleotide messenger RNA. RefSeq names its product oxidoreductase. Bases 1 to 1374 code for a protein of 457 amino acids. The record is from RefSeq and is a predicted model, not a curated record. The transcript has 2 exons. NCBI's taxonomy places the organism in Eukaryota, Fungi, Ascomycota, Eurotiomycetes, Onygenales, Arthrodermataceae.
AUGCCUUUGCCUAUCCUCGCCGAGGGUGCUAUCCGAGGUAUUUCAGCAAUUCCCUACGGGUACACUGCCUUGAAAACAGCAGCCGGCCUUGCUGUAAUUACCGCUUUAAAGCGAUAUUUUGGAGGAGCUACCAACAAGUCGGACCGCUUAAUGCACUCUAAGGUGGUUAUGGUUACGGGCGGGACGUCUGGAAUUGGUGCAGCAGUCGUACGAGAGUUGGCAAGCAGAGGCGCCCAAGUCAUAAUACUUACCCAACACUCGCCUUCUGAUCCGUUCAUUGUCGACUACAUUGAAGACCUUCGUACUUUGACCGGCAACGAGCUCAUAUACGCCGAACAAGUUGAUCUUUCCUCCCUUUAUUCCAUUCGGUUAUUUGCUACAAAAUGGAUCGAUAAUAGCCCGGUACGGCGGCUUGAUAUGGUUGUACUUUGCGCAAACACACAGAAGCCGUCCUCUUCCCAGGCAUCUCACGGAACAAGUGAAGGACUACAGGAAGAAUGGCAAAUAAAUUACCUUGCGAAUUACCAUUUAUUGAGCAUUUUAAGCCCCGCUUUGCGAGCACAGCCUCCCGACCGAGAUGUACGAGUUAUAUUCACUACAUGUUCAAGUUAUAUUGGGGCCAACAAGCUAGAUCUGAAAGUUUUGGAAAAGGCGACAGUCGCACAACAUCCGACUGACUUGUCAACAACAAAGAAAAAGACCACCCAGGGCCCUGAAUCUUUCGUGUCCAGUAGUGGCAUGUAUGCGACCUCUAAGCUUGCUCUCAUGGUUUUUGCACGUUCGUUUCAGCAGCAUUUAACUUAUACCCCCCGAACUGAUAAACUAAACAACCCUCUCCCGCCUCCGCCCGCUCGUGUCUUGGUUGUGGACCCGGGAUUUUGCAGAACGCCAGGGACCCGUCGGUGGCUAACCGGAGGUUCCUUAUGGGGUCUCUUAUUUUACCUUAUAACUUGGCCGAUAUGGUGGGUAGUGCUUAAGUCGUCUGAGCAAGGUGCUCAGACUAUCCUUAUGGCAGCAAUGGAAGCAAACUUCAGCGGCGUUGGGAACACGGCCGCUGUUAGCCUUGAUGAAAUGAAGAAGAUGGCGGGUGAAAAUAGUGAUAUGACUGGCCGUAAGAAAGUAGGCAUCGAGGGCGGGACACUUUUAAAGGAAUGUAAGGAGCGUCUUGUUCUUCGAAAGGAGAUUAUGGAUGAGAAAGCAGGCAAAGAGCUAUGGGAGUUCAGCCAGCGGCAGAUUGAGCAGAAGGAAAAAGAAACUGCUUUGCUCAGGGCAAUGGAAAAGAAAGCCAGAGAAGAAGAAGAGAAAGAGCAGAAAAAACCGUCAUCAUCCUCGAAGGAGGCUAAGAAGGCUACUGAAGUAAAAAAGAAGAAAUGA